CCAGACUGAGGGCAACUGAACUGACUCUUUAUCAGCUCAUGGAAAUAUUAUAAAAAAAUCGACAAAAGCAAAGUAGGUCUUCAUCAGUCCCACGAACAAAGUCCUUCCCCGGAUCAGUCUUCCCCGGGUUGGAACCAACCUUGCCUCGUUACGACAGCAACAUGUCGCACGCCAUAAUGGAUCCGGCGAACAUCGAGAACUGCAGUGGACUCUAUUGCCCACACACAGUCGGUCUCACCUUUUUGUAAGGAACCGAGGCUCAAGUUGACAGAACCCGUCAUCAGACCAAACCUCUUUCCCUUCACGUAAUAGACAUCAGCCAUCCAGUGACCGAAGUGAUCCUCUGUCAUCCGGUCGGUCAUUCAUGCUGAAAGUGGUUAAAAUGGAAUCCAAAAACUAAAAGGUUUCCCGAGAAAGAUACAUGGGUAGUAAACGGGUGUUCAUUAAAAAAAAAAAAAGGAAAGAAAAGCUGAACCCAACAUUUAUGCAAUUUCUCACAUUGAGAUCGAGAUACGUCCUCGAGCAGCAGAAGUUUUAACGCGCCCGGUCUGCCAUCUGUAUCUGAUAACCAUUAACCCUCCAAAAGACUGAUUUCCGCUAACCCCUCCAACCAAUCCAUAACAAAUAAUCGAUAAAACUCUUACCCCUCUUUAGUCUCUUUUCCAAGCGAAUCCCGCAUUUUUUUUUCUUAAUUAAUAUAGUUAUAUCAUCCGGUAAUUGGGUGUUCAAGAAAAGUGGUGGUUAGGGUUUGUGAGAGUAUUGGUGAUGUGAGAAAGAGAGAGAAACAGUGAGGAAGAGGUAGAGAGAGAUAUGGUUCGGGACGGAGAGGUGGUACAGGUGGACCCUGGUGUGGAGGUGGUGGCGAAGAAGAAGACCCAGACGGUGGCUCGGAGCUGGAUACUGAUGGACUGCACGGGGGAAGGGGAGGUCCUGGAUGUGGACAAGUACGCCAUCAUGCACCGCGUCCACAUCCACGCCCGCGAUCUCCGCAUCCUUGACCCCUUGUUGUCCUACCCCUCUACCAUCCUUGGCCGUGAAAAGGCCAUCGUUCUCAACUUGGAGCAUAUCAAGGCAAUUAUCACUGCCGAAGAGGUUUCUCUCUCUCUCUCUUUCUCUCCAGUAAACACGGUACUGCUUCGGGAUCCAACCGAUGAAAAUGUAAUCCCUGUUGUUGAGGAACUUCAUAGGCGCUUGCCUCCUGUCAAUGUCAUUCGCCAAGGUCAAGUCAACAUAAAAGAGUACCCGGGGGGGCAAAAUGACAUGGAAGCCAGUGUAGAAGAUGAGUCCCCUUUUGAAUUCCGGGCCCUGGAGGUAGCUUUGGAGGCUAUUUGUAGUUUCCUUGCUGCACGUACAACGGAAUUGGAGAGUGCUGCUUAUCCUGCACUUGACGAUCUUACCUCUAAGAUUAGUAGUCGUAACUUGGACAGGGUUCGUAAAUUGAAGAGUGCAAUGACGAGGUUGACAGCUCGGGUCCAAAAGGUUAGAGAUGAACUUGAACAACUACUUGAUGAUGAUGAUGACAUGGCUGACCUUUACUUGUCAAGAAAGUUGGCUGGUGCAUCUUCACCAGUUAGUGGCUCUGGCGCUGCCAAUUGGUUUUCUGCCUCUCCUACCAUAGGCUCAAAGAUAUCCAGAGCAAGUAGAGCAAGUGUGGCUACACUUUUUGUAGAUGAGAACGAUGUUGAGGAGCUUGAAAUGUUACUGGAGGCUUACUUCAUGCAAAUUGAUGGCACAUUCAACAGAUUAACCACUCUGCGAGAAUACAUUGAUGAUACAGAAGAUUACAUCAACAUUCAGCUUGACAAUCAUCGAAAUCAGCUGAUUCAGUUGGAGCUCUUUCUAAGUUCUGGAACUGUUUGUGUAUCCAUCUUUUCUUUGGUGACCGCAAUAUUUGGCAUGAAUAUCCCGUAUACUUGGAAUGAUAACCAUGGAUUCAUGUUUAAAUGGGUAUGCUUGCAAUAUCUGCUGGUAAAUUUGGCUGUAGGUUUCUGCACAAAAUUCUGUAAAAAAAUAUUGGAUGAUUUCCUCGUUUGUGUUGGCAGGUGGUCAUUGCCACAGGAAUUAGUUGUACUCUUCUGUUUCUACUGAUUGUUUAUCAUGCUCACCGCAAGGGAUUGAUUGGUUCUUGAAUUCAAACCAACACAUCAAGUAUUCCUGCUGUAAAGGAGUCUUGAGCUUGAACACCAUGACUCUCUUAUCAUAUGCAGUAUCCUGAACUAAUUGCUCUGUCACUCGGGAACUUUCAACCAAGAUCGCUCGCCUGUGGCAGCAGUGUUUUAAUGCCCAGGAAGCGUGGCGAGUUCACUAAAUUAUCAACAAUCUAAUUUAUUGGUUUUAGGAACCAACUCAUAUAAGUGUAAAAACAGUCGCCAGAAUAAUUUAUUGUUUCAGUUUUGAUUCACAAUUCUUCUUAUUGUUCUUUAUAGGUAAUCAAUAUUUGGUUGAAACGUUGGUUAUAAGAUGAAUAUUUACACAUACUUGGGAAAGAAUGACAAUUUGACUAUGACCCAUCAAUUGGUUGAGGAAUGUUAUGGUUAUUCACUCUUUA
This is a messenger RNA of Carya illinoinensis, 2548 nucleotides long. RefSeq names its product magnesium transporter MRS2-I-like. Gene Ontology annotation, cellular component: membrane. Gene Ontology annotation, biological process: transmembrane transport; magnesium ion transport. Gene Ontology annotation, molecular function: magnesium ion transmembrane transporter activity. Lineage: Eukaryota; Viridiplantae; Streptophyta; Magnoliopsida; Fagales; Juglandaceae. The record is from RefSeq and is a predicted model, not a curated record. The transcript has 10 exons. Bases 811 to 2088 code for a protein of 425 amino acids.